Messenger RNA from Cottoperca gobio, 9585 nucleotides. RefSeq names its product plexin b1b (gene plxnb1b). Lineage: Eukaryota; Metazoa; Chordata; Actinopteri; Perciformes; Bovichtidae. Gene Ontology annotation, molecular function: semaphorin receptor activity; protein binding. Gene Ontology annotation, cellular component: plasma membrane; semaphorin receptor complex. The record is from RefSeq and is a predicted model, not a curated record. Gene Ontology annotation, biological process: axon extension; positive regulation of axonogenesis; semaphorin-plexin signaling pathway.
AGCUGUGCGCAGCACCAAACCUUUCCCACCACUACCUACCGGCUACAUGUGGGGGAAGAAACCUGCGGAGGAAAGAAACUACAAUUAGCAUUACUUUCUACUGCAUGGAAUAACUGCACUGAUUUUUUUCCACGGAGGCGUUAGGUGUUUAAACUAGUGAAAGUUGGAUGCCUGAGUGGACAUUUGCAAGUCUGGACAGAACGACAAUGGAAUUUGUGAUCUCGUAACCACGAGAAAUAGCGUUAACAUCUGUGUUGUGUUAGCUAAUUUGUCUACGUAUAUAAGCACCGUUUACAGACAAAUAUGAAACUCUCCAUGAGACCAGUGAAGAGUAGUUAGCUUCGCUGGAACGAGGAGUGAGCCGCGUUUGGAGCCAGUGACUGGAGACUUGUUCACAAGAUUGUGCCCAGAAGGAUGUGUUUUUAAUCCCGAGCUGCUGGGAGGCCAAGAGGUGACAUACCUCCUGUAAAACACCACUGGAAUCAAAUGCUCUGCUGCCAUGCCUCCGGAGAUGGUGCUUCGUCUUUCAGUGUUAGCAGACCAAACACUGCUGUCUUUCCUGCUGCUAGCCGUCUGCUGGCCCUUCACCUCAUUACCUAGUGGUGUUGUCCAAGGAUCAGACUCCUCUCCCUCCAUUCUUUAUCCCACCUUUAUCAGGAAUGACACUCUGUUUGAGCACUUGGCCCUGCAUCCUGACCCCAGUGUAAGUCGGGUCUAUGUCGGGGCUCGAGAUCACCUGUUCCAGUUGGAUCGAUUCCUCCAACCUGAACUUCAGGAUUACACCGGUCCUGUCACAGACAGUCGGGAGUGCUUACCUCCUGUAACUGACAGCAACUGCCCUCAGGCUAAGCUCACCAACAACCACAACAAGCUCCUGCUGGUCGACCCAUACUCAAUGGAACUUAUUACCUGCGGGAGCGUCAAUCAAGGGAUCUGCCAGAAACGUAAUCUGGAUUCUGUGGAUGAGGUACUUUUCUCUACAGAGAGGCCAGUAGAUACUCAAUACGUAGCAGCUAACCACCCCAACGUCAGCACCGUGGGACUUGUGGUUCGCUCUCAUCCUGACAGGCAGCCAGUACUGUUUGUGGGUCGGGGCUACACUAGCAGCCACCCACCUAUCUCCACACGUAAUCUUAUCAAGGAACCCAUCUUCUCUUACGAAGAAACUGCUAAAUUGGCUGUGGCUGGCCGUCUCUCAGAAUAUGACCAUCAUUUUGUAGCAUCAUUUGCCCACCGUCAGCAUGUAUACUUCCUCUUCUACAGGCGGGACCUAAAGUCACAGUCACGUGAGUACCGCACCUACAUCUCUCGUGUUUGUUUGGACGACCAGGCCUAUUACUCCUACGUGGAAGUGCCCUUGACAUGCCGUUCCAGGGCAGGAAAAAUUUACAACGUCUUGCAAGCUGUCCAGCUUGGGCUCACCAAGGAUGGUAUAUUGAGUCAAGGCUCAGAAGUUCUUCUUGGUGUCUUCUCCACUCGUUUGGCUUCAUCCACUCGUCCAAGUGAGGACUCAGCCCUCUGCAUGUUUAACCUCAGAGAUGUGGACCACAGGAUUAACUCCACCAGAGACCUGUGCUACACACAGAUGGGUAAAGAAGCAGGACUGGAGGCGGCCUACAUCGAGUAUGAAGUCAAGUCCAACUGUGCCAACCUGCCAGAGAACACUCUGGAUGCGUAUCCCUGCGGCUCUGACCACACCCCCAGCCCGAUGGCCAGCAGGAUGGCCGUAGAAGCAGAGACCAUAUUGGACAGCCCGUCUGCCCGUCUCACUGCUGUGGCUGUCAGCGUGAGGGCAGGACAUACCAUUGCCUUCCUGGGAGACUCCAAAGGGAACCUGCACAAGGUGUUCCUGGGGCCAAAUGGAGAAGUGGAGGAGUUCUCUGUCACCUCCAUUCAGCAAAACACAGCCAUCAGUUCAGACUUGAUCCUGGACCAGAAAGAGGAACAUCUCUUCAUCAUGACUCAUAACAUGCUGCAGAAGAGGCCUGUGGCUGAAUGCCAGCAGAACCCAGACUGCCACUCCUGCCUGCUGGCCCACGACCCUUACUGUGGCUGGUGUGUCCUGGAGGGAAGAUGUGUGUUGCAGUCAGCGUGUGCUCGUGGGAAGCAGCCAGGUCAGUGGCUGUGGAGCUUUGACAUGGAGCAGCAGUGUCUGGCCGUGCAGGCCCUCAAGCCCUCCAAUGUCAGCAGGGAGGAGAGCAGGACGGUGUCUCUGUCAGUCGCAGGACUUCCAGUGUUAGAGAAAGACGAGACCUACUCCUGCUUCUUCUACGACAGCCACAGUCCUGCAAUUGUCACUGGAAGCGGGGUCACCUGCCAUUCUCCUGACACCAGCCGAGUACCCAUGGUGCCUCCUGGACAGGACUUUGUCACGGUCACCCUGUCUCUUCGCUUUGGCGACGUCACCGUCACAUCGAGGGAUUUCACCUUCUAUGACUGUACGGCUGUUAAGCAGCUGUCUGGCAGCAUGCCUUGCCGUGGUUGUGUUUUGAGCAGGUGGGGCUGUAACUGGUGUGUUCACCAGCACCUGUGUACCCACAAGCCCACCUGUGAGGAGGGAGUGAUUAUCUACAACCAACAUUUUAAACUCCCCACCUCAGCUCCUCCCACAACCAAACCAGUUAAAGUCAUUACAACAGCCACUUCCACAACUGCUGCCCUGACAACCACCAUCACCUCCACUACUAUGACAACCACAACUAUUGAUACAACAACUGUAGCCCCCGUAACUGUAGCAACCACUCAGGAGCCCACCACCCCUCCUGCACCCACGACUCCACUGGCGACCACCACCGGCCUUGAUCCAACCACCCCCCCCACCACCCUGCCCCCCCAGCCUGCCAGCACCAUACCAUCCACCACAGCAGCACCCACUCCACCUCCCCCUCCAGUGCUCACCACCAGGCAGGGAGAAGAGCUUUUUGUUGUCUCCCACGGUGUAACACCCACUGUCUCCAUGGUAGCCAUAGAGUUGGUGCCAGUCACCAUGGCUGAUGGUCUCAAUGGAGAUCUGGACCCUGUGGUGCCAUUGAUCACCCCCCCCCAUGAGGUGGAUUCCUCCCACCUGGAGGUGGUGACAGGGUCUCCCCCCAGCGGCACUCAGGAAGCUGAGGAAGCUUUGAGCCUGGCAGAGCCUCCCACCCCGGCCUCGGCUGGCUUCCCCCUGCCCACGCCCUUCUCUGUGGGUGAACCUGGCCACCCCAAGCCCUCCCUUGACCUGGACUUGACCCAGACUCCCACCCUGAUGCCCACACAAGACUCCCACACUGAGGCAGGAAGCCCAGGCAGUGACCCUGGGGUGCUCCUCUGGCCAAAAGAAGAAGUGGACGUCCACACUGAUAGUGCCGUUCAGUCAGAAAAUGACACGGCAACAUUUUCCGCUGCCACUGUGUUGUCAGGUGAUGGCGAGGUCGACCACGCCGCCCCAUCCUACCCCCAACUGCUGGAUACUGACUCAGAGCUAGACUACCAGUAUGAUUCAGCUGAUGCCUUCCUCCCGGGGGAUGAGGGCUCUUACGUCAGCUGGGGUUCCUCAGCUUGUCCCUGUGUGGAGAAGGUCCAGGGUUCAUCACUGCUUCCUGUCAGAGUGGAGAGGAAGAUCACUUUACUAGCCCGCAACCUGCACCUCUACCAGGAUACAGAGCUGGACUAUGAGUGUGUGCUGGUCAUCGAGGGGCAGACGGUGGUGGUGGAUGCCUACGUGGAGACUGAUGACAUGAAUCCAUCAAACUUUGACAUCACCUGUCAACUGCAUCAGUACACAUAUUCUGCUCCAGUGGAGGAAUACAGUGCCAUGGUGUAUGUGAAGAGGAGGGACACCUUCCAUGUGGACAGCUCUCCUGAUCUAUAUGUGACUCUGUACAACUGCUCAGUGGACCGCUCUGACUGCAGCCGCUGCCACACAGCUGACCACAAGUAUGGCUGUGUGUGGUGUGGUGGCGCUCAGGCCAGCUGCUUGUAUUCAGACUCCUGUCGUGAACCUGUACAGCAGACGUGUCCCGCCCCUGUCAUUCACUCUAUUGAACCUCUCUCUGGACUGUUGGAAGGCGGCACCAUCGUGACCAUCUCUGGCUCCAACUUGGGCCAGAAGGCUGAAGACAUCCUCCACUCUGUGUCAGUAGUCGGGAUUCCCUGCGCUGUCAUCCCCAGCCUCUACGAGGUCUCCUCCAGGAUUGUGUGCAGGACCAAAGCCAGUGGAGGAGAGAAGGUGGGCCCUAUGUCUGUAACAGUGAGCGGAGGAGAGUUGGGUCAGUCCAGGCAGACUUUCAGCUACCAGGACCCAUUUGUAAUGGGGGUGUCUCCUGAAAGGGGGCCCAGAGCCGGAGGGACGUCCCUGAUAAUCACUGGCCGAAACCUGCUUACAGGACGUCCUUCUGACCUCACCAUCACUGUGGGAGGGGUGCCCUGUAACAUUGUGUCCGAGGUGCAGAGCUCCAGUGUUCAGUGUGUGACAGGCAGCAGUAAUAAAACAGGAGAUCACCAGGUCACCCUGCAUUACAGCAGCAGCCAGCGCCACCUCCACACUUCAGCCUACCGCUACACCCUCAACCCCAACAUCACCCACGCCACACCAGCAAAGAGCUUCCUGCGUGGUGGUCGGCUGAUCUAUGUGUCGGGUCACAACCUGGACGUGGUGCAGGAGCCCCGCAUGGUCGUGACCAUCUCUCCCUUCGAGUCCAUCAGCAAGAAUACAAGGAGGAGAAAGAGGAGGAGUGGAGAGCACAGGGAGGACAGGGGGAAGGCAGCAAGGAUGCUUCCUGAACCCAUGUGUCCUAGAGACACCCUCUGCUCUGUCAAACAGUUCUUGGAGCGCUGUGAGGUGAACUCCUCUUCCCUGAUCCUGUGCCGCUCUCCUAUGGUGGACUCCUCCAUCUGGGGGUCAAAGGUCAACGCAGAGUUUUUGCUGGACAACCUGCGCUUUGACUUCAGCAGUCUCAACCCCCAGACCUUCAGCUACGAGCCCAACCCCGUCCUGCGGCCGCUGAACCAGCUGGACCCUCUGAAGGCUUAUCGCUACAACCCCGGCAGCUUCAUCCAGCUGGAGGGGGAAAACCUGGACUUGGCCAUCACUAAGGACGAGCUGGUGGUGUUGGUUGGGGAGGGUGUGUGUGCAGUUAAGACCCUGACCAAAAACCAUCUGUACUGUGAGCCGCCACCUCAGCAGCCUGCACCAGGACCCAACGGCAAGAAACGGGAAGGCUCCGACAAUCUGCCUGAAUUCACAGUCCAAAUGGGCAACCUGAACUUCUCCCUGGGUAAGGUUCAGUAUGACACCCUCAGCCUGUCCACCUUCCCGCUGGAGGCUCAGAUUGGAGUAGGGGUUGGGGCGUCCAUCGUAGCCCUCAUCGUCCUCAUCAUUGUGCUCAUUUACAGGAGGAAGAGUAAGCAGGCUCUGAGAGACUACAAGAAGGUCCAGAUCCAACUGGAGAACCUGGAAACCAGUGUGAGAGACCGCUGCAAGAAAGAGUUCACAGACUUGAUGACAGAGAUGAUGGAUAUGUCCAGUGACCUGGUGGGCUCGGGCAUCCCUUUCCUCGACUACCGGAUGUACGCUGAGCGCAUUUUCUUCCCCGGCCACCGGGAGUCUCCGCUGAGGCGAGACCUGGACGUUCAGGAGUGUCGGAGGCAGACAGUGGAGCAGGGCCUGGUGCAGCUGUCCAACCUACUCAACAGUAAACUCUUCCUCACCAAGUUCAUUCACACUCUGGAGAGCCAGCGGACCUUCUCUCCCAGAGACAGGGCCUAUGUGGCUUCCCUGCUGACAGUGUCGCUGCACGGCAAGCUUGAGUAUUUCACCGACAUCCUCAAAACUCUCCUCAAUGAUCUGGUGGAGCAGUAUGUGGCCAAGAAUCCCAAACUGAUGCUGCGGCGAACAGAGACGGUGGUGGAGAAGCUGCUCACCAACUGGAUGUCCAUCUGCCUCUAUGCUUUCCUCAGGGACUCAGCGGGCGAGUCUCUCUACAUGCUGUUCAGGGCCAUAAAGCACCAGGUAGAUAAAGGACCAGUGGACGCUGUUACCGGUAAGGCCAAGUACACCCUCAAUGACAACCGCCUGCUGCGAGAGGACGUGGAGUACAAGACCCUGACUCUGAAUGUUUUGGUGCAGGGUGGAGGAGUGAACGAGAGCCAGCCGCUGCCCUCCAAAGUGCUGGACUGUGACACCAUCACACAGGUGAAAGAGAAGCUGCUGGAUCAGGUCUACAAAGGCACCUCCUUCUCUCACCGACCCCACGUGGACUCAUUGGACCUUGAGUGGCGCUCUGGUGUUGCCGGUCAUCUCAUCCUGUCCGACGAGGACUUGACGUCUGUGGUUCAGGGUAAUUGGAAACGCCUCAACACACUGCAGCACUACAAGGUCCCAGACGGAGCAACAGUAGCGCUGGUCCCUCGCCACACCAAACACAUUCACCAUGACAACCACGACUACGUGGCAGGAGAGAAGACUCCAAUGCUGGAGGAUGCAGAUGAAGGGGGAGUGAGGCUGUGGCAUCUGGUGAAAGCCAGCGAGGAGCCAGAGCUGCCCAAACACCGCCGAGGCAGCCUGAGGGAGAGAGAGAGGGCCAAGGCCAUCCCUGAGAUCUACCUGACCCGCCUGCUCUCCAUGAAGGGGACGUUGCAGAAGUUUGUGGACGAUCUGUUCACAGUGAUCCUCAGCACCAGUCGUCCUGUCCCGCUGGCCGUCAAAUACUUCUUUGACCUGCUGGACGACCAGGCUGGAAAACAUGGUAUCUCCGACUCGGAGACAAUACACAUUUGGAAGACCAACAGUCUCCCUCUGCGUUUCUGGAUCAACAUUGUAAAGAACCCUCAGUUCAUCUUUGACGUCCAGGCUUCGGACCACGUGGACGCCGUGCUCUCCGUCAUCGCCCAGACCUUCAUGGACUCCUGCACCAUCGCUGAGCACAAGCUGGGACGGGACUCUCCCAUCAACAAGCUGCUGUAUGCCAGAGACAUCCCCCGCUACAAACAGAUGGUAGAAAGGUACUAUGCGGACAUCAGGCAGACCAUCUCAGCCAGUGACCAGGAGAUGAACUCUGCUCUGGCUGAACUGUCCAGGAACUACUCUGGAGAGCUCAACUACCUGGUCGCACUGCACGAGCUUUACAAGUACAUCAACAAAUACUACGAUCAGAUCAUCACAGCCCUGGAGGAGGACCCCACGGCCCAGAAGAUGCAGCUCGGCUACAGACUGCAGCAGAUCGCAGCCGCUGUGGAGAAUAAAGUCACUGACUUAUGACGGAGGAAACACCCACCAGAGCUAUGGCAAACAGAGUAGGCUGGGACUGGGAGGUGAAUUAACGGACUUGCACCCUGCAAGUUGAACUGAAAAGCAGGAGAUCAAUUGACAAACUUAGGCUUGGAGUCAAGGAGCCGUGGGUUGUCGAAGAAGCUUUUUUCAACGCUAAGGAUCAGAAGAUUCAGGUUGACAUUGAAGUUCAAAGCGCCUUCUGUCCUUUGUUGAUGUUGGAUAAGGAUGCAUCAGUGACUCUGAGCACUCAGUAGAAGCAGGACAGCAAAUGGACCCUGAACAAAUCUGGACUGAGAAAGAGGGGAUGUGUAAAAGUCAGGCCUGCUGUCCCUCCCUUUACUUUAUGAAGAGACAAAAACGUAUCUCUGUGUUCAUCUCUACAUAACAUGUGCUGUGGACGUCAAACCUAACGGUCUUACAUAGAAGCUGUCAUGGAAAAAAAACCCAGCUGAUCUACAGUCAUCUGAUCUGAUCUGAAGACUGGUUAAAGAGAUUUGAUGUCACUGUUGUCCCUUGGAGUGAAUUUUAUGAAGCGGUACCUCUUAUGCCUUGUGUGCUUCUCGUGUGUGUGUGUGUGUGUUAUCCACAUUGCCCUGUUUGUCAAUCUACACCUUGUAUUGUUUUGGUUUCUAGUACAAAGCAUUAAAGUAACUGAUUAUUAUAUUGUAAAUGGUAAAGUCAGCAGUGUUCACAAAACAAGUAAAUGAGCUUCCAUAUUAUUUCUCUUUGGACACAUGUUUAACAAUGAAACCUUGGUCACAACAUUGUUUAUACGCCCCUCUACUUAAAGCCAAUGGCUGAGAGUUUAAUAAGUCACUGCCACUCUCUACCUCAGCCAACUGUCCUUUCUUUUUCCUAUGAUGUUGUUGACUAACACCUGGGAUGUACAUUUCAACCAGCUAUAACUACCAGUACAGCAGCGCAGCACAGAUCUGCCCUCAUCAACACAGAGCAGCACCAGCUAGACAUUCUCAAUUGCAGCGGUACGAACACAUGCAGACAUUUAUGACAUUUCUAGUUUUUCUUUGUGAGAUUGGAAAUCAUAACCUUUUAUGAUGAUUUUAGGGUACUAAAAACCCGACUGAAUAACAGUUUACUCUGCUUUUGUUUUUUGCUUUUAUUCAUGUGGAUGUGUCGAUAGUGUACAAGUCACUGGAAAGAUGUUGGAGGAAAAGUAAAAAUCCUUCCAUAAAGAAACUCCUUAAGGUGGAAUCUUAGUGUGCACCAUUGUUUUAUUGUGUAAGUCAGUCAUAUUUCUUUUAAUUGUGUACAUUUUUAACAUUCCUUUUAGGUUUUGAACAAUGUAUUAAAAUCAUGGUUCACCUUGUUUCACUACCAGCUGAGGCGAUGGUACUGUUGAGGUUUCUUGGUAUUGACAUCAAUGGUUGGUGUACAGUUCUUGUAUGUAACACAAGGUGGCACUGCUUCAUGUGCUGAAGGUCUGUAUGGCAUUUAAUUUUGUCAGGUUCAUACAGGUUAUAUAUUGAUUCUACUACUACUGGUUCAGUAGGUAUCAUUGAUCUUGUCACUAUUCUGCUUUCAGUUAGAGCACAGAGCCCUUUUAUACAUGAGCUAAUGUUUGCUGAUAUUUUUCUUAUUUAAAUGACAAAGACUGAGAUGGCUUCCUAGGGCUUAGUAGGGCUGGGAAUGGUUGGACAUACAAUAUGUUGAGGUCUCUGUUUCUCAUAGCACUGCCCUUGGUUGUUGGCCUUAGGGCUUAAUUUAGGUUAACAUUUGGGUUAUGGUUAGACAUGGCAGAGAUAAGUGGUUGGUUUCAGGUAAACACAAGGGGAAACCCAAAUCGACAGGGAUACAGACUUUGUGCCAACUUUGAUGUUUAACAGUUUGUCAUUACUCAAGUUAGUGCUGUAGACACAAUGUAGUCUGGAUUUAAAAAGUAAUGAGGUUUGAUACCCAGCCCUAGUCAUCAGAGACCAAAAAAGAUGAGAGUGAAUGAAGAGUGUUAAUGUGUGUCAGUUGAGCCUAAUGUGUGUCAUUCCGGGGUCCAGGCUCAGCAUGUCAAAAUGUAGCCCGUAGGUUUAUUACUACAUGACUUAACACACACAAGCAACUAAUGACUCGUAUGAAUGGCUUGUUUUGCUCAGUGAUGAUGAAGACAAGUCAUUUAAAGGGGAAAACUAUAUCUGUUAUUAGGCUGUAUAAAUGUGGCAAUGUAGAGCAGGCUCUGCAAUGAGCAGUUUUAAGGAUGUUUCUUAUUUUGUGUGUUAAUAUCAUUGUACAUAUUGAUUUAAAAUGUAACUGUAGUGAUUUAACCUGUUUAAUAAGAGGGUGAAAAUUCUCACAGAUGCUGAUGUAAUAAAGUAUUCUUAAAAUGA